AUGGCAGAACGGGCUCCUCGGAAUGAAAGUCUAACGGAUCUUGUGCGCUUUUUUCAAACCCAGAAUGCCCCUUUGGAUAGUACCACCACCGCCCUGCCGGCGGUGAAAUCCCCCAAGCAGCCCUCGGAGCAAAUUGCAAAGGAGCUGAAGCCCUUGCACCGACGUCUGCUGCAAUUCACCCAGCGCCAAAAGAAAGAACCCUCGUCAACAAAAUCGAAGCAAGAUGAGCAUCAGCGACAAAUUGAAGCGCUCCAGCGCGAAGGAUACCUCCUUCCGGCGCAAUCGAAAUCAAAAGAUCCAAAGAAUAGCCUGGAACGAACCUCGUCGAAAACGUCAAAAGCAUCGAAGACGUCCAAAUCUUCCAGAUCGUCCAAAAAGCCAGACCUCAAGAAGAUUGGCCAGCCAUGGUUGGAGAACAAAGGCCAUAGCAAGACAUCCUCCACCGACACCAAAAGCCGCCUGGCUUCACUGGAUCUGAGCGACUUUGGAUCAAUGGUCGACGUCGCCGUUUCCAUGACGGAAUUCGAUGAUCCUUCGCCUCCGCCGUACCAGAUGCCGACAGCAGACGGGCCUGCUGUCCGAAAUGACCGGGGUGUAUCCUGUCAGUCAGCCCCUGCACUCCCGAUUCCGGGCUCGUCAGAAAGUCGAUCUACCAGCACGGAGGCCGUAACAUACUCAUCAACCUCUCCAGUGGGUUCGAAUACGAAUGUACCAAAGAAUGCGCUUGUCCGACGAGCAUCAAGUUCCAGCAGCUCGAUCGUCCGCAUUGUAGACCAGGAGACUAGGCCGACUUUAAAGAAUUCCACAAGCCAGUCUACUAGUCUACAUACCCUGGACUCAUUCGAUAAGUCCGUCAAGAGUGAACCCAAGCCAGAUCAAAGCACGGAGCAAGCCAACCCCGCUAUCGAUACAUCGAAUAUCAGUUCAAAUGGAGCUCCCUCACAGCACUCACUGAAGCUGUUCCCUGAUGUGGCGCCACCUCGCAUGUCGAGUAAGAAUGCGUGGAGACUUUCAUCAGCGCCUCGAUAUCAGCUGCUUUCUGGCCAAGCCCCCUCUAUCAAACCAAAUGCCUCUGGAGAAGCAAAGGACUUUGUCAAGCCCACAGAAGAAAAGGCUCCAAAGGCUGCCUCUACCUCAAUUGUUCCCAAACAAGAAACCGAGGGGCCGCAAUGUUCUGGUGCAUUGGUACCUCCAGCAUGCUCCGAGUCUACAAGCCCAGACUCCACUGAAUCCAACCCGUCGGAAGACAUCGACAAAAGCCAGAACAAACCAAGGCCUACUCCUUCAUUGGCGAUGGGCACUCUUAAGGCUUUCCCCUUCCGGCACCGACGAAGCCGCUUCCAUCGAUUCCGAAACCGACGCGUGCUCCGCCUGCUACUCCCGAUAAGUCACCCAUCACCCAUCGCAGAGGAUCCGCACGAGCCUGAGUCCCAAGAACUUCGGUGUGCAACUGCACUAGGAUUCGUUGGUGAAGCAGAGUCCGUCAUCGACGAUGACAGCGCGAAGUCACUGAUGUCCAUUGAAAGAUCCCACUCGACUUCACCAGAGCAGCGCACUCCACGGAAGCGUGCCUCCAGUGUCCGAAUCCCCAAGAUGCAGUCUCCAAAUGGCAGUGAUGAGACGACACCCGGACAACCCAUUGCAGACUCACCUGUUCUGGGUCAAAUGAUGCCUACCAAGCUUCAUGGAAAGAGAGCCCCUCGCAAGAGUCUGCAGAUAAAUUCCAAGGUUGACCGCAAGAAUCUCCCCUUCGGUCUUCCUUCUCCCCCUCCGAGUGGCGCCCUCCCGCCAGAUCCAUCGUUGCCAACAUCCCAUGAGCGAUCUCUCGCUCAGCGCAACAUCACCGCUCCCUCAGGCCCAUCCAGUCGUGCCCUGGAGGCAGCAUUUGGUUCAAGUCAUCGCAGCUCGAUGAUCUCACGCAGCAACAGCUCACGGAGCAGCCUUCGCCAUGAGAGCAUUCCGGAAUUCUACGAGGCAAGCCGUUCUGAAUCUCCUCUUCCGUCCUCGGACGACGAAGGCUUUGGUCCCAGCGCCGAUACAGUUCGCACUCGCCGUGUUGCGGAGAAACAGCCAAAGCGUGCUCAACCGGUUCGCCACAAGUACGAGACCGUGGAUGGACGCACUGGUUAUGCUAGACCGCGCUAUCCCCAUCCUAUGAGGUCUCUGACUCCACAGGGUCGCAGCAAUUAUCACGACGCCGACAAGAUUGAGUCACCCAACUCUUUGUACUCACAACCCUCCUACCCUUCACGAGACCCCCAAAGCAGCAGCCAUCGUAUUCAACUGGAGCCGAACCCUUUCUUGGAAGAUCGCAUCGCCAACUUGGAGCGCCAAAACCAGAUCUUGCAGGCUGCUCUUUUGGCUGCUCUCAAUGCCGGUGUGAAGAACAGCGGGAUGGAUGAUCUUCAAGCUGCACUUUCUCCUCCAUUCUCCGCCGCACCUCCACGACCAUACCAACGCCCGCAACACUUACAUCCACGAUACACGUCUCGCCCUGACAGCUGGGUCAGCUCUUCUCGUAGCAGUGAACACAGUGGGUUCGAAACGCCGGGAUCUGUCCGAGACAGUCGAGCUAAUAUCCGCCAGCUGGAUAACAUGAUCGAGGACAUCGAAGCUGGCUGGCUUUCGGAUAAGUCAAGCUUGAGCGGGCCCCGCAUGGCUCGCAAGCGCUGA
Penicillium argentinense is the source of this 2673-nucleotide messenger RNA. RefSeq lists its product as uncharacterized. NCBI's taxonomy places the organism in Eukaryota, Fungi, Ascomycota, Eurotiomycetes, Eurotiales, Aspergillaceae. The transcript is spliced from 2 exons. The coding region runs from base 1 to 2673 and encodes 890 amino acids. The record is from RefSeq and is a predicted model, not a curated record.